This is a messenger RNA of Fonsecaea erecta, 453 nucleotides long. RefSeq lists its product as hypothetical. Bases 1 to 453 code for a protein of 150 amino acids. The transcript is spliced from 3 exons. Lineage: Eukaryota; Fungi; Ascomycota; Eurotiomycetes; Chaetothyriales; Herpotrichiellaceae. The record is from RefSeq and is a predicted model, not a curated record.
AUGAGAUUGUCAACUGCGUUGCUGGGCAUGCCGCUUGCUGCCGUCCAUAUGGUGUCGGCACAGAUGGACUGCACUACAGCAGGAUCUCCAGGGCCUGAAUCCGUGCUCCAAUGCCUCGGAUCUGUCGUGCAGUGCGCCACCACGGAGACCAACCUCCAAGUCAUCAGCUCGUGCGAAUGUAGCUACAUUCGUGCAGCCCUCAGCUGCUACACGUCAAUCUGUGGAGAUAGCAUCCCUUCCACGAGUGACAUGAUGUCACUGAGCUCGCAAUACUGCGGCGGCGGAGGGGCGGCAGCAACGACCACAGACAGUGGCGCCUCGAUGACCGGGUCACAGGCCAGUGCGACAGCCUCGGUCGCAAGCGCAACGAGCAGUGCUGGAGCAGAACAUAGGGGCCUGUCACAGGAGGUCUUUGUGGUUGCUGUUGUCGGGCUAGUCGGUGCUCUAGUAUGA